Populus nigra (black poplar) is the source of this 2137-nucleotide messenger RNA. RefSeq names its product receptor homology region, transmembrane domain- and RING domain-containing protein 2-like. The coding region runs from base 331 to 1689 and encodes 452 amino acids. The transcript is spliced from 4 exons. NCBI's taxonomy places the organism in Eukaryota, Viridiplantae, Streptophyta, Magnoliopsida, Malpighiales, Salicaceae. The record is from RefSeq and is a predicted model, not a curated record.
AAAACACUUGCAUCCAAUUAAACAAAAGCUUUCCCAUCCAUUUCAUGGUAUAGUGGUUUUUUGCUCUCUCUCCCCUUUAUUUAUUUAUUUAUAUUUUUCAUACUGAAAAAACAAAACCCUUUACAUGCAAAUCAAAAGCAUCAAAACCCAGAAUCAGGAUCCGAGGAUUCAGAUACUCUCUCAGAUGGAAGCUGAUGUAUCCAUUCUCAUCAAAAUCAAAACCCUAACAUAAACCAUAGCAAAAAGAAAAAGAAAAAAAAAACAAUUUUUUGUCUUCUUCUUUCUAAGAUAAUUUUGGGUUUUGUUUAUUUUCUUUUGAGAAUCAAAUCGAUGAAGGGUGUUGUAGUUUUAUUGUUGUCUCUAUUGAGUUGCUGUUUGGUGGCGUCGGCUAAUGUUGUUUUGAUUGGAAAUAAUGUCACCAUGGCUUUCAAUGAUAUCGAAGCUACUUUCGCUCUGGCAAUAAAGGGCUCAGGUGAAUGUGGGGUAUUGUCUUUGGCGGAGCCUAUUGAUGCAUGCACGGAUUUGACUAAUAAAGCUGAAAAGGGUUUGAAUAGUAGCUCUCCAUUUGUGUUGAUUAUUAGAGGAGGGUGUAGCUUUGAGCAUAAAGUUAGAAGAGCACAAAAGGCAGGGUUCAAAGCUGCUAUUGUCUUUGACAACGAAGAAGGAGUCUUGGUUGCAAUGGCAGGAAACUCAGUUGGUGUAAAAAUACAUGCCGUCUUUGUUUCUAAAAAAUCAGGCGAAACACUUAUGAAGUAUGCUGGGUUGACUGGCUUGGAGCUGUGGUUAAUCCCAAGCUUUGAAAAUUCAGCAUGGUCUAUUAUGGCAAUCUCUUUUAUUUCUCUUCUUGCGAUGUCUGCAGUAUUGGCAACUUGUUUCUUCAUCCGCAGACAUCGCAUAAGAAGAGAGCACUCUCACUCAUCUCGUGUUCGGGAAUUCCAUGGGAUGAGCAGACGCCUAGUGAAAGCAUUGCCUAGCCUCACAUUUACAUCCGUUCUAGAGGAUAAUUGUACUUCUACUACAUGCGCCAUAUGCCUUGAAGAUUAUACUGUUGGAGAAAAACUCAGGAUUCUGCCAUGUCGACACAAAUUCCAUGCUUUCUGUGUGGAUUCUUGGCUAACUACAUGGAGAACCUUUUGUCCAGUAUGCAAGCGUGAUGCAAGAACUAGCACAGGUGAUCCACCAGCAUCAGAAUCCACACCAUUGCUUUCUUCCAACGCAUCCUCUUUCGCUUCAUCAUCAAUGCUUUCAUCUUUUAGAUCUGGAACAUCAACUGCCAUACAAAUUGCCUCAUCAAGGACCCCUUCAGUUUCUCACAUUUCCUCUCUUUCAAGCACUCCUUAUGUCCAACAGCCUCUUAGAUCCUACCGGCACUCGACUUCCAUAAGUAUAAGUCACAGCUCAGCUGAUCUUAGGCACAUGUCUUCCCAAAGAUCCCUUACUUCCCAUUUGGUUUCACCCCAUUCUUUGGGCUACCCAUCAAUAUCACCCUUGAAUACCAGAUACAUGUCUGCAUAUAUUCCUAGCCCAAGCAAUGCCUCCCCAAGUCUGGUUAGCUCUAGUCAUCAGCCACGCCCAUUGCAUUGCAGUGAGUCGGUUAGCUCUAGUCAUCAGGCACGCCCAUUGCAUUGCAGUGAGUCUGCUGCAAGUUUCUCCUCAUUUGCCUCUGCCCAGUCUCUUCCAGGUUGCUAAUUGAAAAUACAAUUUCUUGAGUGGGAAGUCACGAGUACAAGCCAUAAAACUCUGCAGGAUGUGAACCAACAUGUCGUAUUCUACAAACCUCUGGUUCGUACCUUAAGGCAUCACUGAUGGGGUUCCUUUGGAUGUAAUUGGUCGUCGUCUUGUGCCACACAAGAAUGUCACACGCACUCUGCACGAUUUGUACAGUGUAGGAUACAGUUGUGUCAUUUUUAUCUAUUUUCAAGUGAGAAUUCUGGUCCAUGCAGUUGAGCUCUGGCAAAUUCUUAUGCGCCAAGUCUUGAGUUUAUUUGUGCUGUAUUGUGUUGCUAACAUUAAUGUUUUGAAUAGCCGUAUUGGUCAAUAUUGUGAACUCCGAAGGCACUAACCCUUGUACUACGUCGAGUUUGCAUUUGGAGGUUUGCGUGAUGAUUUUAAUGGAUUGGUUUUUCUCCUUUCUGGA